Messenger RNA from Rotaria sp. Silwood1, 1239 nucleotides. The record is from the annotation of a GenBank genome assembly. Lineage: Eukaryota; Metazoa; Rotifera; Eurotatoria; Philodinida; Philodinidae.
AUGAGUUUAAAUAAUAGUCCGGUGUUUAAUCAUGAUCAAACUAUAAAUAAACGUUCUCAUAAACAUUUAAAUUACAUUCCAUGGGAACCAACACGAGCAGCUAUCUCAAGAACAGAACAAAUGAAAUCUAUUCCUCUAAUUCCUGAACAAUCGAUUUCAACACAAUUAUAUCGAUAUCAAAAUAGUAGUAAAUGUCCAUCACCAUUACCAUCAUCAUCAUCAUCACCAACAAUUGUCACGGGAAAAGAAAUGAUAAAUGUUGGAAACAAAACUAAACCCACCGCUACUGUUGAACCAUUCCAAGCAUCGAUUAAUGUUGAUGAAAUUCUCUAUGGAAUUAGACCAUCAAGUCCAACAAAUUAUGCGUCCCAAGAUCUUAAUUUAUCAAGUGAUCAACAAGAACUUAAAAAUGAAUUAGAACGUGUACAAGAAGAAAAUGCUGGUCUUAAACAACAACUUGAAAUUCAAACUCAGGUCAAUGCUGAACUUAAAAAAUUACUUGUUGCUUCUAUUGGAACCGAUUUUCAAUAUCGAUUAGAACGACUUCUUCGCGAUAAAUCUCGUUAUGAACUUGAGAUUCAAAUAUUAACAAGAAAAAUCAAUGAUUUACUUGAAGAAAUUGAAAAACUCACUAUUCAAUGUGAUAUUCAUCAAAGCAAAUUAGCCGGAAGCCGAGUUCUUAUUGAUGAACUUAAUAUGCAUAAAAGUGUAUUAAGUGUUCAAUAUAAUGAUUGUACAAAUGUUAUUCAACUUUUACUUGGUGAACGUUCUAAAAUAGCUAAAGAACUUAUUCAAACUCAUAGUUUUUUAUCAUUAUUAAAUGAAAUGGCACUAAAUAAUAGUCGAAAACAUUUAUCAGUUUCACCUAAAUUUGAUUUAAUUCAACUUUCAUCUUAUUUACAAACAUUAUCAUCAUCACUUUAUAAUUAUUUAAAACAAACGAUAUUCCAUCAACAAACAAAUCAUCGUCAAUUGAGUAUACAACUUGAAUUAACUGAAACUGAAACAUGUGCACUUGAAAUUUUACAAAGUCAUGCAUCAGUAUCAUCAUCAUUACAAACAUCAACAAAUACAAUUGAUAAAAAUGUAAACGAUAUUGAACAAUUAGAAACAAUGAUUCACCGUUUGAAAUUAGUUAGUAAGAAGAAAUCACAUGAACGUUUUCAUCCAACAACACGUUAUGAAAAUUUAACAUUGAAUUGUUGUCGUGACUGUUCUGGAGAGAUUUAUGUUGUUUAA